Molecule: messenger RNA, 2395 nt
Organism: Caenorhabditis angaria
Lineage: Eukaryota; Metazoa; Nematoda; Chromadorea; Rhabditida; Rhabditidae
Source: the annotation of a GenBank genome assembly
AUGAUGAAUAUAUUGUACUUUUUCCCCAUAUUAUUAUUAAUAAGUUUACUACAAAAAAGUGGUGUUCAUUCGCAAGGAACCGAUUGGUUGUGUGAAUCAUUGAUAUGUGAUGCGCCGAAAAAAUGUUUGAUUGUUGAUGAGGUGAGAAAUAUGGGGAUAGAGGAAGGAUAGGUUCGAGAAGACGAAAAUUCAGGACUCAAUUCCUAAUAUGAGAUAUUUUUGUAAGUGGCAAAGUUCUAGGGAUUUUAGGAGCUGAAACACAAAUUAAAUCGGAUAGAUUUUGUUCAAAUUAGGCCCGAAAAAUAUGGGACGUAAUCAUUUAAAAAAAAAUUGUACACCAAAAAUUAAAUAAUUAAAAUUUGGGCGUACCAAAAUUUUUCUAUGUAAUUUUUGGUACAUUCUCAUGAAUUCGGCCCCAAAGUCCAAUUUUUUUUUGGAAAAAUGCUCAAAAAAUCGUAAAAUUCUCAAAAUUUAGUCCAAUUUUAAAUUCUCUCAAAAAUAGAAUUCAUAAAAGCUGAACGAAAAAAUUGCGUUCAACAUAAUUAUCGGAUAAGUCUAGAUAAGUCAAAACUGAAAAAAAACUUGUAUCUCAUAAAUUUUAUAUCUCACAAAAAGCUUCGAAACAGCCAAAAAACAAAGCAGGUGAUUUCAAUUUAAACUUUUUUCUUGGCUCACUAAAUUUUCAGAAUAACAAAAAAUGUCAUGCGAAUAUGCAAUUAUAAAUGAUUUUCAACAAAUCAAUAUUCAAUUACUUCUGAAUUCAAUUGUCUUGAUUUCAACCAUUCUAAACUAUUUCGCAAUUUUUAUAAUUAUAUUUCAUUCGCCAAAAGAGAAUCGAUUUUAUCGAUUAUUAUCAGCAAUUUCAAAAUUUUUGUUACAUUUUUCUCAAACUUUUUGGGCUUGUUUUUUAAAUCUUAUAUUUCUAUUUCCAUUUCCAGCUGUCUAUAUUACAGGACUACCAUUUUUCAUAGAAAAUAUUGAUCUAAAAGUGGUAAUUUUCGCACAAAUAUUAAUUCAUGUGAAAUUAUUUCAAAUUUCCAGAUUAUUUGGAUCCUGGGAUUUUUGACAUUUAUGAUAGUAAUGUUCUCUCAAAUGUUCAUGAGAAUUUACCUGGUUUUAAGAAAAAAUAGUAUAUUUUAUGUUCCUUUUCAUUUUCUUCUACGACUAUUGCCAUUAGCUAUUAUUAUCAGUUAUAUUAUAGCCGUUCUAUUUUGGAAAUUAAUUUUCAUGCCAAAAUCUCAAAUGAUAAUUUAUAUAUCAGAAAACUAUUCGAAUUGUCAACUUGUUUUUGAUAAAAUUCAAAAUCUUUUAAUUUUCGACUACUCGUUUUUAUGUGCAACGUUUAUAGUCAUUUUUGUCGGAACUUUUGCAGCAGUCAUAGUUUGUGAAAAAUUUUGAGAUCGAUAGAUAUUUAUGAAUAUUUUCAGAUACAAGCCACAUUCACUUUUAUAAUUUUAUAUGAAUUGAAAAAACAAAUAAGUGUGAUGAGUAGAAUAAAUAAAAUUCAUCAUAAAAAAGCACUUCUCGAUUUAACAUUACAAUGUCUAAUCAAUGGACUAUUUAUAUUGCCAUGGUUUCUCAAUUUUAUCAUCUCAUUUUUUAUGAAUCCAUCAUUUAAUGGACAUUAUAUUUCAAUAUUUAUGAAUGUUUUAUUUAUAACAUCUCCGAUUCCAACAGCACUUCUUCUAAUUUAUAAACAUCCGAUCGUCCGAAAACCAAAAACUAAUUUGAAACCGAAAUUGACUAAUAGAACUUUGAUUCUAUAGAAACAGCGAUUUAUUCAGAUAACUAAGGAAUUUCCUGAACACGGAAAAUUCAAGAAGCAUCAAACAUUUUUACAGGUAGCACAAUGCCUUCUUGACACUUCAACAAGUCCUCAAACCCCAACGCCUUUCGGCACAAUAAAUGGUGGUCAACCAUUAUUCCCUAAUUUCCUCUCCGGCGCAACUACUACCCAACUUCCAACAUUGAUUCCUGAUAGCUUGGCUCCAACUCCAGCCAUCACAAUUCCACCCCCAACAACUACAACAACACCCUCACCAUUCGCACCAUUCCUCAAUUUCUUCAAUCCACCUCCAGGCGGUGCAGCUCCAACUCUACCAACACUUCCACCAUUCACCCUACCAACUGCAGCUCCAACAACGACUCAGGAGCCCGUUGAUAUUUGCACACUUCCACCGGUUACUGGAUCGUGUGGACGAGCAAGAAUUAUGUGGUAAGACAGAAAAUUCCGAGCUUCAGAAUCCCAGCUUCUUCCUUCAGGUAUUAUGACACGGAAACUCGGAGAUGCGAGAGAUUCAGUUGGAGUGGAUGUGGGAAUGAGAAUCGAUUUUCUAGUAAAAUGCAAUGCGAACAAACUUGCUCACAAACUUCACUAUUUCGAAGAAGUCCAUAA